Molecule: messenger RNA, 153 nt
Organism: Chironomus riparius
Lineage: Eukaryota; Metazoa; Arthropoda; Insecta; Diptera; Chironomidae
Source: the annotation of a GenBank genome assembly
AUGGAUAGACCAAGAUUUGCUCAGCAUAAGUGUGAAGGUCGAAAUUUUAGAUUUCGAUUUUUUUUAAGCUAUGCAUUACAAAAAGUAAUAUUGGUAUGUGAUUUAUGUCAGAAUUAUGCCAAUUCAAAUAAAACAUCCAAAAAAUUUUUUUGA